Messenger RNA from Guillardia theta CCMP2712, 711 nucleotides. RefSeq lists its product as hypothetical. Bases 1 to 711 code for a protein of 236 amino acids. NCBI's taxonomy places the organism in Eukaryota, Cryptophyceae, Pyrenomonadales, Geminigeraceae. The transcript has a single exon. The record is from RefSeq and is a predicted model, not a curated record.
AUGUUGACUAUGAUUUAUGCGAGAGCACUCGGAGAGACUGAAUACCAGCGCAAUGAAAUUGCAAGGCUGGCCCAAGUGAAGGAGAUUAUCAGUGAACUGAAGGGCAAUGAACAUGCAAGGCUGAUUGAAGAGAUUGAAGCUAUCCGUGAAGAGAAGAACAAUCAAAUCGUAAGGCUGACAAACAUGUACAGAAGACGGGAGAUAUCCCGUGAGGAUCUCUACUCAACACGUAUGGCUCGACUCUCUGAAAGAUUAGCCUGCCUCGAAGCAGAACGCGUUGCAACUCUGAACAAUAGGGAUUUGAUCGAGAUCGGCAUGCUACGAAUCCACCGCAAUAUAAGCAUACGCAAAGGCAUCAGGAAAACUGUACGCAAUCACCUACUGAUGGGCAAGGACUCUUUAAGCCUGAGCAAUCAUUCAAAACAAGUGUGCCAGGACCUGGCCCAGUACGACUUUGGUCUAGAUGAGAGGUCAGUUGCAGAAGCACUGACGAACCUGAUGCUCGAGAUCUCAACAUCGCUCCAUGGCCAAGUCUUUCUACUAAACGAACCGCCAGGGUGCUAUGUAGGAGGAUCGCCACCGUUUGCGAAUGAUCCGAUGGUCUAUCUGGUGGAUGGAUCGAAGAAGCAGAGGUGUACACUUCAUCAAGGUAAGGUUUUACCACUGGUUGCCCCCACCUGGGCUUUUGAAGCCUCGAAGCCGGAGGAAUGA